AGCUAUUGUUUAUCCACAGCCAUGACAGACUCCAACAAGAUGACCAUCAACUUGGCCCUCUUUGGCAUGACUCAGAGUGGGAAAAGUUCUGCUGGAAACAUUCUUCUGGGGAGCACUGACUUCCACAGCGCCUUUGCUCCAUGUUCUGUGACCAAAGAUUGUACUCUGGGCCGCAGUUGUCACCUCCGUGGCUUCAUGCGUCGAGGGGGCCAAGAGAUAACCCUGCAGGUACAGGUGUUAGACACUCCAGGUUAUCCUCACAGCAAGCUGAGCAAGAAGCAUGUGAAACAAGAGGUUAAGGAGGCCCUGAAACAUCACUUUGGGCAAGAGGGUCUCCAUCUUGCACUGCUGGUCCAGAGAGCAGACAUGCCUUUCUGCGAACAGGGGCCAUCUUCCCCAGUCCAGAUGAUCCAGGAACUUCUGGGACAUGCUUGGAAGAAUUAUACUGCCAUCCUUUUCACCCACGCAGAAAAAAUAGAAGCAGCUGGGUUCAGUGAAGAUGAAUACUUACGGGAGGCCUCUGAUACACUGCUAACCCUACUAAAUUCUAUUCAGCACAGAUAUAUUUUCCAGUAUAAAAAAGGAAACUCACUUAAUGAACAAAGAACAAAUGUCUUAGAAAGAAUCAUGGAAUUUAUAAAAGAAAAUUGUUACCAAGUUCUUACCUUUAAAUAA
Pteronotus mesoamericanus is the source of this 675-nucleotide messenger RNA. RefSeq names its product GIMAP family P-loop NTPase domain containing 1 (gene GIMD1). The record is from RefSeq and is a predicted model, not a curated record. Gene Ontology annotation, molecular function: GTP binding. The transcript has 2 exons. Bases 22 to 675 code for a protein of 217 amino acids. Lineage: Eukaryota; Metazoa; Chordata; Mammalia; Chiroptera; Mormoopidae.